This is a messenger RNA of Acanthoscelides obtectus, 499 nucleotides long. NCBI's taxonomy places the organism in Eukaryota, Metazoa, Arthropoda, Insecta, Coleoptera, Chrysomelidae. The record is from the annotation of a GenBank genome assembly.
GUGCAAAAGGCAGCAAAAAAAGUUUUCCGGAGAUUGCGUUAAAUUUGGAUUUACCUUCAUAGAAAAAGACGAGUUAUAAUCGCCUCAGUGUGUGAUAUGUAUGAACGUUUUAAGUACCGAUAGCAUGAGGCCCAAUCGCCUUGAAAGGCAUUUGAAGCAACAAUAUCCUACUCUGGUUUUGAAGACGAAAGAGUUUUUUUCCUCUACAGCAGAAUCACUCAAGCGAAUGAGACUGGAUGAAUCGGGAAGUUAUCACACAGCAUCAAUUGAAAUAGCUUUUAUGAUAGCAACGCAAAAGAAACCUCAUACUAUCGGUGAAGAAGUAAUAAAAACCAUGUGUCCUAAACGCCACGCAGGUAAUUUUAGGAGAAGAUGCAGUGCAAAAAAUGAAGUCUAUUUAUCUUUCAAAUAACACAGUCAAGCGUAGAAUCGAUGACAUUUCAGCAGACAAAGUCACAAAUAAUUAACAGAGUACAAUUUUUUGACAUUAGUUGCGAUG